Papaver somniferum (opium poppy) is the source of this 906-nucleotide messenger RNA. RefSeq names its product germin-like protein subfamily T member 2. Lineage: Eukaryota; Viridiplantae; Streptophyta; Magnoliopsida; Ranunculales; Papaveraceae. Gene Ontology annotation, cellular component: cell wall. The record is from RefSeq and is a predicted model, not a curated record. The coding region runs from base 39 to 734 and encodes 231 amino acids. The transcript has a single exon. Gene Ontology annotation, molecular function: manganese ion binding.
CAUUUCUUUCUACACUAAAUCACAAAGAAAGAAAAGCCAUGGCUGCUGCUAAGUUUAGUAUCAAAACAACAUCAUCAUUCUUCCUAGUUCUCUGUUUAUCUACGAUCCUGUUUUUUACUUUGUCAUGCUUUUCUGCUGAUCCCGACCCGCUACAAGACUUUUGUGUUGCUGACUUAAAAUCCACCACAACUGUUGUUAAUGGAUUUCCUUGCAAGCCGGUAUCUCAAGUUACAUCAAAUGAUUUCUUUUACAGUGGCUUGAUGAAUGGAUCGAGCACAGCCAAUCCCUUAGGCAUUGGAAUUAGUCCCGCUGAUGUUAACAACUUCCCUGGGGUAAACACCCUUGGACUUGCGGUAGCACGAGUUGACUUUGCAGCUGGUGGGUAUAUUCCACUUCAUUCACACCCUCGGGCAAGUGAAGUUAUAUACAUCAUCAGUGGGGAAAUCCAUAUUGGGUUCGUUAGUACUACCAACGUUUUCUACUCAAAGGUUCUGAAGUCUGGGGAGUUAUCGAUUAUUCCCAGAGGACUUGUGCACUCUGUAUCGAACGCCGGACAGGAAAAGGCUGUUAUGAUAGCUACUUUCAAUAGUCAGCAACCCGGAUUUGCAAAAAUUCCUAGUAACCUCUUUGCUUCUAACCCAACAAUCCCCAAUGAGAUUUUGGCUAAGAACUUCCAAGUUGAUGUGAACGUGAUUGCUAUCAUAAAGUCAAAGUUUGGUAACUUAAUAAACUAGCAUAAUGUGGUUCUUCCUUGUAACUUGAAAGCAGUAUCGUAUCUGUAUCUCUGUAACUCUAAGUUUGUAAUAAGGGACUGACAGAUCGUCCCCAUGCUUUAUUAAUGAAUUAUGUUUCCUAAAAUUAGUUUCCUUAAAUCUUAUAUAUGAUUGUAUGCAUCACAUAGUGAAU